Molecule: messenger RNA, 2757 nt
Organism: Closterium sp. NIES-65
Lineage: Eukaryota; Viridiplantae; Streptophyta; Zygnematophyceae; Desmidiales; Closteriaceae
Source: the annotation of a GenBank genome assembly
AUGAGUGAUCGUGCGCAUGAAUCUGGUAACCACGUUCGCGAACAUCAUGGACGGCAGAGUCAUGCUGCCGGCCGCAGCAACUCCGCUCAAAACCAAGGCGGCUCGGCGAGCUCCGCCGUGAUAGCCGGAAGUUGCGCCACCACUCUCACCGCCGACGCUUCCGCUUCCGCCGCUGCUGCGUCGAACACGCCAAACGCCUCCGCGAGGAAAGUUCAUCAAGACUGCUUGCUGCUCCGCGCCGCGGCGCGUCUGACGGAAAUCGUCCACGCUGACGGCUACUGCUGGCUGAAGUACGGUGAAAAGCGCGUCACUGAGAAGUCGCUUCUCCGAUCCUAUUACAAGUGCGCGUGGUCUAAGGCUUCCGUGCCGUGCGUCGCGAAGAAAGUGGUUGACGUUAAUCCGGAUCAUCCGCUCAACUCGCGCACGCAAUACUCGGGCGCGCACAACCACGCGGAAACCGGCGCAAUGCCCAAGGACCUCCGCGGAAAGACUGCCGGCGCGGCCGGCGCCGGCGCGGCCAGCGGAAAGUCCCCCAAGGAGCGGCAGCUGGACAGCUCGUCUCCGCCUUCCGCCGCCGCGACUACCGCAUCCGGCGCCGCAUCUGGCGCGUCCGGCGCGCCACCGUCCUCGUACCGCCGCACCCGCAAUCGGUGGAACCCGCAGGACCCGGUUAGCAUCUCCGCUCCUGUCGCGGCCGCUAUCUCCGCAGCGAUUCCCGCUGCGAGCGGCGCGGUGGACUGCGAGAUGACGGAGUCGCGUGAGGCCGGAAACGCAUGCGACUCGGAGAAGCCGAUUCGAGAGAAGACGGGCAAAUCACCGUCGAGGAACGGAGCUGACUCUGCAGCCAAUAACGUCUCGCCCGCGCUCGACACGGCGCCAGUCACGCCCCGUCGGACGGCAACAGCACUCGAAGCUACGGCAGUAUUCUCAAGUCCCCUGGAGGCGAAAAAGUCACGUUUAAAGCUGACUCAACUGCAAACGGACUUCGAUAUAGUCACAGGCGACGACCCCGAACCGCUACUUCUUCCUGUCGCGGAGUCCGGCCACGUCAGUGCGCCCGCCGCCGUUCCCGGCGCUCGUGCCGGAUCGCGCUUCGCCUCCCCCAGCGGCUUCUCCCCCUGCGGUGCUCGCACGAUCGGCUCGAGCCGCCGCUGUUCCAUCACGCCACGUGGCGUCGCCUCCGCGUCUCCCGCCGGCACUACCGGUGCAAGCUUCUCGUCCGCGUCGUGGGAUGCGUUUCCAAGCCCCAGCCUCGCUAUCACUCCUUCCGACAAUAGCGGGGAUGUUAGAAACGGAGGAUUUCCGGGAUUCACCGCGCUUGCCAGCACCCCCACGAGCGGGCAUUCAUCCGCGCUUCCGCUCCCCUCCCCCCGCGCGGCGCACGCUCCGCCUCCGCUGUUCACAAUCCCGCGCGGCGGAAGUUCCGCUUCCGGGGGAGCUCCGCGCGAAGCUGGCGUUCCGCGAGCGUCUCCGCGCGCGCAAGCAUCCGCGAAUGCUUUCUCCCCGCCGAGUUGCGGAACCCGCGGAACCGGCGCUGGAGCAAGCUUUGGAGUGAACAGCGGAAGCAGCAGCGGGGUCUCCCCUGGAUCCGUGCAUCAGGUCUCCUCCUCCCCCCGCCUGCUCCCCGCGCUCCCCGCGCGCCUGUCCGCCCGCCAGUCUUCCGCCAUGCUGCCUCCCGCGUAUCCAAGCUCCUCCGCCGCGUCGCCAAGUGGUAACCACUCCAGUGCCGUAACCACAGCCUUGGACUCGGCGCUAGGCUCGGCACUUGGUUCGGCCCUAGGCUCGGAAAUGAGUAUGGAGAGGCUUACUGCAGAGCUCAGUCGGUUGCAAAGUGUAACCACAGCCAGUGACGCUGGUGGUAACCACAGCGACAUUGGUAACCAGAGUGGUGGUGGUAAUCGCGAGCAGUCGCUGGUGGCGUUGGCGACGGUCGUUGCAGCAGUGGCGAUUGCAGCACAGAAUAAGCAGAAGCAAGAGGAGGAGAUUCGGCUGCAGCAGCAGCGGCAGCAUGAGGAGGAGAGGGAGCGGCUUCAGGGUCUGCUGAAAAAGUAUCAGGUGCUGCUGCAGCAGAAGGAAGGUGCACUCAACAGCCCUGUUGCAAGUCCUGCCAAGCCGUGCCGCUCGGGCAGCGGAACAACUGUCGGGAACGAGGCUGUUUUCGGAAGGUGUGUGUCUGCUGCUGAGCUGGCAGCGCCCGCUGAGUUGGCAGCCCAGGCUGAGCUGGCAGCAGCUGCUGACGUGGCACUUGAGGAUGCAGGCGAGCCAGCUGCGCAUGAUGCUGUUAUGGAUAACUGUGAUGUUACUAGUGGUGGUGGUGCGUCUGCAGCAGCAGCUGCUGCGCUGUAUCAGCAGAAGCUUCUAGCCGACAACCCUCUCCCUGCAGCUGAUCUUCCUUCGCAACCUCUUCCAUCUCAACCGCUUCCAACCGGCCCCACUGCUGUUGCUGCUGCUGCUGCCAGUGCUGCUGCUGCUGUUGGUGCUGCUGCUGCUGGUGCGGGAGGUGUAUCGAGUGCUGAUGGGUUGGAGGAUUGGGAAAUGAUUCAAGCUGACUGUAAUAAUGUCGCUCUAGCUGCUGCUGCUGCCGGUGCUGCAACUAAUGCCGCUGACCCUGCUGACCCUGCUGUUGCAGCAAACCACCUCGCUCACCUAGAUGGCUUGCUGGACUGCAACCAAUCACUGCUUGACAUGUGUGCGGGAGCGGAUUUCCUCAAUCUUAAGGACCUGCUGGCUGAUGGUGUGGUGGCGGCACUUUGGUGA